CAUAUCCGCCGUUGGUACGGGUUUCACAAAUAUCACGGCCGAAUUUUCGGGCGUGAUUGGCUGGGUACAAGUGCGCGUGGUCAAAACGGUCUCCGUUCAACUCGCCUCAUACCCUUCCCCGAGUUACCCUGGAUCUACCAAUGCGGAGAAGCGCAUAGCGUACCGAUACUUUGGCACUUCUGGAGAUGUAAUUUACCAGAAUCUUCAACUGACUGCACAGACGACCCUGAGCAACGGCGACGUGAACCCCGUGCCCAUGACCGAUCUAGCAAUUAGCGCCACCUCACUCCUUCCCAGCGCCACCGUCUCAUCUUCGGGCCUCAUCCAAGCUGCUGAUGCUGUUGAGGGCAAUGUGCGUGCUCUCUUUGGCAUGAUCGAGAGCAAUGAGGUGAUGAUCACUAUUUCCAAUUCCUCGGUCGUGGUUGACACCAUCGGUUUGCACUCGUUGCUUGCCUAUGGUGGCAGUGGCAGCGUGGACGCAAGUCCCCUGACCAUCCGUGGGGUUGUGGGUGCUACAGCUUGUCGACAACGCAUCGACCUCAUCUUCAAUGACACAACCGAACUCAGUGAUGUUGUGCCGUAUUCGGGUACCCCGGUGCUUCCUGGUCUCUUGGCCUUCAGUGUUGACAACAGCAGCAACAUGGUUGUUGCGGCCGACUCUGUCACAGGUGCAGUUCAACUCAUCGAUAAUGGCGAGGCCUUGCUUCAUGUCCACGCCACAGUGCCCAGUGGCUCAGUAAGCAGCUCCCUCAAUCCAUACGUCAAUCUGGAACCAGAUGCCGGCGAUGUGGAUCUUGGUCCCAUCAGCGGAAGUCUCACGCUACAAGUUCCUAUCGGCCCAAGUGCCCUGACCCUGCCCGUUCGGGUAAACACAAAUGGAGCUGAUGUGGGUGCCUUUGAUUUGCGCUUGACGUGGACUGCUGGUAGUCUGAGCAUUGGUGGGGUGACCAAGUCUUACGCGGAGGGUGAGAUUGCUUUCAAUGUGGAUGGCCGUGAAUUGUCAGUCAGUGGAGUUGUGCAGUCAACGCUGCAAGGCGCUACUGUUGAGUUGUUUCAAGUGACACUCAGCCAGGACACCCCUGCUGCCCAGCUUGCCAUCUUAAGUGGGCAGGUUGACUCACUGAAGGACAAAGAUGUCCCCGCUCAGGAUAUUGGUAGCAGCACGCCGCGUACGUUCGUGGCAGGCGUUGUUGUGCUUGAAUUAGAUGUGGCCCGCCGACGACGAAGCAGUGAGGCCGCUGGCGUACGCGCGGCGUGGGCGCCAACGGCAACUUCGCGCUCGCGGCGAGCCUGUGGUCACCCUCUGGAUGCUGACGGCACUUGUACCUUUGAUGCCGGUGACUCGUACUUUACACUCCUUUACACCAUCACCGCACCGUCAAAUUUUGUGAGCGCAACGGGCCAGCAAGUGGCAGCAGUUCUUGCAGCAAAUGCUGAAUUAGAGGGGCGCCUCGACGCUGACCGUAAUGGAGUAGUUACGGGCACUGAUUUGCUUUUCCAACUGCAAAUCCUUGUGGGGUCCAUGUUUUUUGUUCCUUCUUUUGAGGUAGAACGGUGGAACAGUACCGCUGGCGAGUGCCGCGUAGAACUCGCCACCAGUGUGCUGACUGCAAGCCUGGAGGAAGUCAACAACAGUGCUGUCGAAGCUUGGCUGGUUUUCUUAGCGACAGAUGGCAGUGUCAAUAGCUCGCUGGCUGAGCGAGUCGUGCGAGGCUUUGACAAUGCGUCUGGCUUGGCUGUCUUUGAUGCGCUAGGUGGCAGUGCUCAGACGGUUGCCGUGGCGGUCCCCUACACGCCAGGCACGGCCUUGACCAUCCCGCUCCUUGGAGAUUCGACCGCGAUUGAUGUGCUAUUUUUUCUGCGGGUGCUGGCCAGUGACCAGUUGAAGUACUUCGGAGGUGCGGUGACCAGUCCAUAUGAGUACAACUUUGAGUUGAACGCGACGGUGUCAAGCGUGGAAGGCACGAUGGUCAAUCUUAUUAGCGAAGGCGUAGGUGGAUUCAAUCCGCGCCCACUGCAGAAUACAGGAUCGGGAGGCGAGGAAUACUGUUAUUAUGGGUGCCGAGGGUCGAUCGAGUAUUACAAUGCAGCAAGUGACAGUUGCGUAGCACGAAGCGUCUGCGAGGGUCCGGCCCUCAGCAAUGGGACGUCUACGGAAGACCGUGAGUGUGUAAGCAGCACCUCCGGUAUCUCCAGCACGUCCAGUACCUCCAGUACCUCCAGCACCAGCAGUACCAGCAGCACCAGCAGUACUUCCAGCACCUCCAGUACCUCAAGCACCAGCAGUACCUCCAGCACCUCCAGUACCUCGAGCACCAGCAGCACCAGCAGUACUUCCAGCACCAGCAGUACUUCCAGCACCUCGAGCACCAGCAGCACGAGCAGCACCUCCAGUACCUCGAGCACCAGCAGCACCAGCAGUACCUCGAGCACCAGCAGUACUUCCAGCACCAGCAGUACUUCCAGCACCAGCAGUACUUCCAGCACUUCCAGUACCAGCAGCACCUCCAGUACCUCGAGCACCAGCAGUACCUCGAGCACCAGCAGUACUUCCAGUACCUCGAGCACCUCCAGCACCUCCAGCACCUCCAGCACCUCCAGCACCAGCAGUACCUCCAGUACAACUACCGCCAUCCCCUCAGGCCUCAUUGCUGCCACGUUUAAUCAAAGCUCCUACGGCACCCUGCCUGUUCAAUUGGCCCUCUCAUCAAGCCCCUCUAUCAGCUCAGCCUUCUUUGCUGCACCUAUUGACGCUGACGCCACCACAAGCCUCUACAAUGCUAGUCUUCCUCUCUCUUCGUCUGUCUCUGCGGCCGGCUUUGUUGGUCAAGUCAAGACACCUUCUGUCUCACUCAGUCGUCCGUUGUUGCCCGCCACCACCAUUGCCAUUACGCUACCCACCAACGCCGUGUACUACGAUGAUCGAACCAUUCGCGUAUUAUUGACUGCCAGUGGCAUUCACGGCCAUACGCGAAUCUCAAACACGCUCAUCACAGCCGUCAUUCAGAUUGAUGGCGAGCCGGCAUUCCAGUCCAGCUCAACGUCUUGCACUGUAUCGGCAUCGACUUCGGGCGUGUGCUCGGUAGUGCUAACUGUUCCAACAGCAUGGUUUGACCGUACUGAUGAAACCAACAUCCGCAUUCAGGCGACACAGGCUGCACUUGGACUGGUCGCCACCAGCGACACCAUGAUCUUGUACAAACAACAGUCUCUGGGUGUGGUGGCCAACAAUUUGUUUGCCGUGUUUCCUUCGGCGCCGCUGUUUGCCGGCACCAGUAAUGAAAUUUUGCUCUACGCAAACACAUCGUUCGAAGUUGAGCUCUUCCAGGUGCGCUUUUCAGUGCAACACAGCGGCCUCACAAUUUCGGGCUUCAGCGUGGACUCGAGCACCUGGACUGGUUCAUAUGACAUUGUGCCAGACGCCACGUCCAUCAUCGCGCUUUUCCGCCGUCAAACCAAUGCAGAUGUGACUUAUCUAGACGAUGGUAGUGUGCUUUUGGGCAGUUUACUAAUUAACGCCGCUGCCACGGUCGCGGACAGUAGUACGCGCAUUGGCGUGUACUGCGAGACCCUAGACCUUGUUGAUGAUAAUACUGUCACACAAGUCCCUGCUGGCCAAACCGCAUUCCCCGUCCCGAUGGUCACGAAUGACCGUUAUAAUGGCGCCAACGUGUCCGGACUUGGAUCGGUGGUUGUUGUUGAGAAAGCUGCGACUGCUGUGAUUGUCUCGCCAUUGCACCCGUACCUUCUUGACCUGGCCGAGUGGAGUGUAUUAAAUCCGACCAUGCCAUUUGCCCGUGUGGUCGUAUACAAUGACGGCUCUUAUUCAACCUCUCCCUCAGGCAUCACCUGCAGUGCCCCUAGUGCUGGAUUCACCUUCAACACAGCCUGCACCCAGCUGACACUGUCGACCCACCUCGGCGCCACCG
Monosiga brevicollis MX1 is the source of this 3929-nucleotide messenger RNA. RefSeq lists its product as uncharacterized. Gene Ontology annotation, molecular function: actin binding. The annotation marks the transcript as partial. The transcript has a single exon. NCBI's taxonomy places the organism in Eukaryota, Choanoflagellata, Craspedida, Salpingoecidae. The record is from RefSeq and is a predicted model, not a curated record.